UUGAGGAAAAUAUAUAAAGGGUAUGGAAUAGGGUUGGGAGGGAUCAAAACCCACAACACAACACGGCACUGAGUUAUUAGUAAUUGUGUUGUGUUGUGUUGAGCAGAGAGAAGGAUCAAGAAAGGAUAAGAAGAAAGAGGGAAUAGGGUUAGGGUUAGGGUUAGGGUUAGGUUGAGGAUGCCGAAGAACAAGGGAAAGGGAGGUAAGAACAGGAAGAGGGGAAAGAACGAGGCGGACGACGAGAAGCGAGAGCUGGUGUUCAAGGAGGACGGGCAGGAGUACGCGCAGGUGCUCCGGAUGCUGGGUAACGGGCGGUGCGAGGCGAUGUGCAUCGACGGGACGAAGAGGCUCUGCCACAUCCGCGGGAAGAUGCACAAGAAGGUGUGGAUCGCCGCCGGAGACAUCAUCCUGGUUGGACUCAGGGACUACCAGGACGACAAGGCUGACGUCAUCCUCAAGUACAUGCCCGACGAGGCCAGGCUCCUCAAGGCCUACGGCGAGCUCCCCGACACCACUCGCCUCAACGAGGGCAUCGGCGCCGGCUUGGACGAGGAGGACGACGCCACCGCCAACGACUACAUCGAGUUCGAGGAUGAGGAUAUUGAUAAAAUCUAAUCACCCUCGCAAUCGCAAUUAUCAUUCAUAUCUGUCUCUGUCUGUCUCUAGUAGUAUUUCGCUCUCUGCUUGUUUGCAACUCCCCGUGUUGGAUUUCAUUUUAUAAUUGUGCACUAUUAUUCAAUAACUCAGAUAUUUCCGAUUCUCGUCUCAUGCCAUGCCAUUUUGUGUCCUUAUGAUUGUGCUACUAUGCAUCCUGUUUAAUUAGAUAUUAGUCUAUUGUUAGUUCCAAGUAUAAUUGGGGGAAAAUUGAAGGGAUUCGUCUUCUUUUUUCUUUU
Messenger RNA from Glycine soja, 893 nucleotides. Its product is annotated as eukaryotic translation initiation factor 1A. Gene Ontology annotation, cellular component: cytoplasm. Bases 178 to 615 code for a protein of 145 amino acids. Lineage: Eukaryota; Viridiplantae; Streptophyta; Magnoliopsida; Fabales; Fabaceae. Gene Ontology annotation, molecular function: translation initiation factor activity; RNA binding. The record is from RefSeq and is a predicted model, not a curated record. Gene Ontology annotation, biological process: translational initiation. The transcript has a single exon.